CGGCAGGAAGUGCGACGAAGCACUUCCCUUGAAGCCACUCGCGCGGUGUCCGGCGACGGCGGAAAGGGACACGUAGCGUGGAGCUCGGCCGUGUCAUCCCGAACCGCUAGGAUGGUGACCGACGUGCAAUUGGCCAUCUUCGCCAACAUGCUGGGCGUGUCGCUCUUCCUGCUCGUCGUCCUCUACCACUAUGUGGCCGUCAACAACCCCAAGAAGCAGGAGUGACGAUUCCAACCCCCCCGCCACCCCCCCAAGCAGAGCAGAGACCGCCAGCGUCAUGCCCCAGCGAACGACAACAGCCUCUUCCCUGCGCCCUCGGACAAGAACGAGCCACCCGUAGCUGUGA
This is a messenger RNA of Gekko japonicus, 346 nucleotides long. RefSeq names its product oligosaccharyltransferase complex subunit 4 (non-catalytic) (gene OST4). The coding region runs from base 112 to 225 and encodes 37 amino acids. Lineage: Eukaryota; Metazoa; Chordata; Lepidosauria; Squamata; Gekkonidae. Gene Ontology annotation, cellular component: oligosaccharyltransferase complex. The transcript has 3 exons. The record is from RefSeq and is a predicted model, not a curated record.